AUGAAAAAACCCAAUGAACCGGAUAAACUGGACAAUUUAGCCCUUAUCAUCCGAAAAUCAUUUUUCUCGUCUCCUUUAUUCCUGACAAAUCGACCGAUCGAUUCUGCUCGUGUCCUUUGGCGAUGGAUGAAGUAUUUGAGCCUGACACAAUCGACGUUCAAGUUGAUGAAAAAAAACAAAUCAGUUUCAAGAUGUAAAGUUGAAUUCCUUAAUGCUCUUUGUGAAGACAGUGAUGACGAACUAGUGGAAGGUGAAGGAGAGAAUACUCGGGUAGAAGUAGAUGAUGAGAAAAACACUAAAGAAUCUAGUGAUGAAGAUGAAAUCGUAUACGAAGGUCAAAUGGAAUGUGAUGAAACCGGUUAUUGGAGAAAUGUAUGA
Lactuca saligna is the source of this 378-nucleotide messenger RNA. The record is from the annotation of a GenBank genome assembly. NCBI's taxonomy places the organism in Eukaryota, Viridiplantae, Streptophyta, Magnoliopsida, Asterales, Asteraceae.